Mixia osmundae IAM 14324 is the source of this 1683-nucleotide messenger RNA. RefSeq lists its product as uncharacterized. The record is from RefSeq and is a predicted model, not a curated record. Bases 177 to 1574 code for a protein of 465 amino acids. The transcript has 2 exons. Lineage: Eukaryota; Fungi; Basidiomycota; Mixiomycetes; Mixiales; Mixiaceae.
GCCCGAGGCACGCACGGCAUCAGCUCAUCAGCUCAGACCGCCCCUCGACGGCCGACACAGAUGACGCACAGACUACUCGUGCGGCGUCAUGAGCAUCUCAGCCUGGAGGACUUGGAUCCGGAGCUAGCCCAUGCCGUCAGUCCGCCGCUGCUCGGGUUGACAGCAGCCUGCUAAAGAUGGACUCACCCGAACAGCCCAUCGACUCGAUACUGUGGAUCCACAUGAUGCUACAGAUGCUCGUAUGGGGCAUCAUGUUUCCUGCGGGCAUGGUGCUGGGCAUGACUAAAUCUCGGUGGCAUGUGCCUAUGCAAGCUACGGCCACCCUGUUGACUAUCAUGGGCGUCAUCCUCGCCCAUCGUCACGGCGGUCGCCAGUUCCCCUUCACAGCCCAUGCCGCUUUCGCAAAAUACGUGUUCUUCUACAUGCUCGGCCAGGCAGGCGCAGGCAUCUACCUCAAAGCGCACAUACACGAACGCUCGCUUCGGCCUUACGUACAACGCUUGCACAGUAUCGCAGGCAGGACGUUCCCGAUCGUCGGCUGGGUUCAGAUGGUCUUGGGUGUCAUCGCUGCUCUAGGCACUUGCACGGGUGAACAUUUCGGCCAAUGCCUUGCGCACAUCAUCAUGGGAUCGAGCUUCGUCGGCUACGGUGUCCUAUUGCUCCUCAUGGCACACUUUGGUCGUGCUUGGCUUGCCAGAAAGACGGUCUCACAGGAGUUCAUCGACUCUGCCACCAUCACAGUCUGGGGGAUCGUCAACGCCCUCACCGAGCAUGAUUUUCUCGGUCACGGUAACGGCACUUGGCCGACCAGAGAUAUGCAACAUGUCGGCCUUGGCGUCCUCUGGGCUUGUGGAGGCGCAGUGGGCGUUUGGCUCAGUCGAUCGGGCAAGAGAUCAGUCCUGCCAGGCAUCAUCAUCGCCAUGACAGGCUUCGCUAUGUCUGGUCAUGCACAGCCGACCAUGCUCGCUACAGAAGUUCACAAAGCAUUUGGCUAUGUCCUCAUGCUGGCCGGUCUGACCAAGAUCAUCGAGUGCUGCUUCGAUACAACUCGUGCGACGAGCUCGGAUCCGACCGAUUACGACGGCACGAUUGCACCCUUUGCACAUCUCACGCCAUUGCUACUCACCAUCGCAGGCACAAUCUUCCUGAGCGCCGCUGAGGAUCAGCUCGAUCUCAUCAUUAGCAUCGGCAUGGAUCAUGUUACGUACAUCAUCGGUCAAUUCAGCGUCGCCUUCCUGAUCUAUCUCGUCGCAUCGGUUAUGAUAUCGCUCUACAAUGCAUCGGGCAACAACAGCAACCAAACAGGCAACGGUAGACCGGUCGGUUCGCCGGGCUCAUCCGUCAUGGCAUUGUUUGCACGCCUCAAAGGCGAUGCACCAAGGUCAACAACGAACAGUCAUCUGCCCGGCUACCAGGCCGUCGACAUCGAUCUUGAAGAUGCACAUCGUAGCGAUCCGUCCCCCGGCGAGACAGUCUUUGACGCUGCAGAAGGACGCGUGAAGAUGUCCGAUCUCGACGACGAUUUCUGGCAAGAUUCAGAGGAAGAAAGAGAAGCGGAGACUAGGCACACUUAGGCGCAUGGCUUGCGCACGAAAGACGUGUGUUAGCUGUGCUCGCGAAGAGGUCAAAGCAGCGACAAGCUCACGCAAGAGAGUAUUCUCACGCUACUUUGCAUGACCUCCA